Messenger RNA from Pomacea canaliculata, 1742 nucleotides. Its product is annotated as netrin receptor DCC-like. The transcript has 11 exons. Gene Ontology annotation, molecular function: protein binding. NCBI's taxonomy places the organism in Eukaryota, Metazoa, Mollusca, Gastropoda, Architaenioglossa, Ampullariidae. The record is from RefSeq and is a predicted model, not a curated record. Bases 1 to 1551 code for a protein of 516 amino acids. Gene Ontology annotation, biological process: cell-cell adhesion.
AUGCUGGUAAUUGCAGCCACCUCAGGAGCACGGAAGCUUCCUCCGUCGCCAAAGAAACUGCAGGUGAGGACCAUCUCGCAGCAUGCCAUCAAGGUCAAGUGGCAUGACCCCGGCAGGCUCAAGGACGAUGGGUCACGCUUCUACUCGGUCCGCUAUAGCGCAGCGGGUCAGGAGGAAAAGCCCAAGUUCGUGCAGACGCAGGAGAAGCGGGUACGGGUGUCCAAGCUGCAGCCCAACACCACCUACGUCUUCGCGUCAAGGCCGUGGUGGGCAAGCAGGGCAGCCCCUGGAGCGCCACCGCCGCUGCCACCACAGGGGUCACGGGUGAGUUCAAAGGUCGUCAAGUCUGAGAGUAGCGAGAAGCCAGCUUUAGAUUGUUACUUGCUGGUGUCCUGGCGACCCCCACCCGUGCGUCGCCGCCAUGGCGUGUUGCUAGGAUACAAAGUACAGUACAAACGAAAGGGCAGUCGCCGUGGGGACCUGUGCACUGUCAUCACCAAGCCAAGGGACACGCAGUACAUUCUGACAGACGUUGCUGAAGGCGAGAUUUACAAAGUCCGGGUGGGCGCCACAACUGUCAACGGCACCGGACCAUUCUCAGCCUGGGAGAAAGUGGCCAUCCCGGUCGCCAACAAAUCCGACGGAGAACAAGCAGCGAAAGAAGAGCAACAGCACGAGCGAGAUGGAGGAGACGCCCGUCCGGCCGGAGAGCCUGGCACGCUGGAGGUGCGCAGCACGGCCAUCACCCUCACCUGGACACAGCCCCAGCCUCCAGCGUGCUGCCCUGUCGUGGCCUACCGCAUCCUCACACGUAACCUCAACACCUCGGAGCUGUCGGGGGAGGUGGUGACGGGACCCACUCCCGAGGCCAAAAUCUCCUUCCUGCUGCCAGACACCAUCUACGGCUUCAUCGUGUCCUCCUACAGUGUGGGGGGCGAGAGCGAGCCCUCCGAGGAGCUGCUGGUCCAAACCCUCCCUGCGGAGCCUCCAAUGAUCCUGCAGCUGUUGGCGACAGUCGUGGUGGAGGGCAGUACGGCCAACCUGACCUGCGUGGUUCGCGCGGAGCCUCCCCCCGAGGUUCAGUGGUUCGCCCCCAACAAGACGGUUCCUUUCUCCAGCCAGGCCAGCACCAACUUGAUUCUUCACAACGAGACGGGAGUGCGAGUCAUCAGCGUGCAUAAGUCCUCCCGUGACGUCACUUCCCAUCUGCUGAUACAAGGUGUGACGUUCAGACAGGCGGGAGUCUACUUUUGUGUGGCUAAAAAUAGCGCCGGCACUGUCCGCUCUCCCGUCAGGCUGCAGGUAAACGUUGUCCCAGCCAUUGUUGACAUAGCAGGCAUGGAGGUGAUGGAGGGCCGGCCGGCCAGACUAAUGUGCUCCGUCUCAGGCAGUCCGCUGCCGACUGUGGUCUGGACUCACCAGGACACCGGGUCUGUCUUUGAGCCCAGCGACAAGAACAUACCCGAGAAUUCCAGUCUACCAAUCGUGACAUCUCUAACAGAAGACAGGAUGAGACUGGUGUCUUCCUGGAUUUCUCCUCCACGUCUCUGAGUCUGGCCGGCAACUACACCUGCACCGCUCGCUCUGAGGUCGGAUCCUCGGAGAGGCAGGCGCUCCUACAAGUGAAGGUACCUCUACCUCCUUCUAUACAGAAUGUGAGGGCCCUGGCUCUGUCCCCUGACACUGUCUCUGUCAUCUGGGAUGAUCCCAUUGACUACAACUACACCAUCACAAACUACCAG